AUGACAUUUUCCUUGACCCCAUCAAAUCCUACCGUUGUAAAAACUUCCAAGGGUGAAGAUAAAAUAAUCUAUGUAGAAUUUAAAGUGCCAGAAUAUAAUCGAGAUGCAUCUUUUAGUCUUGCAAAAUAUUCUUAUCGAGCAAACUCAGAGAAUCCUGAUAUUGAUGAAGGAUGGAUUGUUUAUAGAAAUAAUGAAAGUUUUCUAACUGUUGGGAAAGGUUAUGUAAUUGUUAAAGGGAAAUAUUGUGGUAUUUGUUCAACUGAUUUGGCUAGGCGAUAUUUACCUUAUGAAUUGCCACAGAUUAUCGGACAUGAAGCUGUUGCUAUACAUCAAUCUAAGCCCGUUGUAAUAGAAAUUAACGCAUCACAUUUUGCUCGUGGAAUUACAAACGAAUCGU
Molecule: messenger RNA, 397 nt
Organism: Racocetra persica
Lineage: Eukaryota; Fungi; Glomeromycota; Glomeromycetes; Diversisporales; Gigasporaceae
Source: the annotation of a GenBank genome assembly